GCAAUUACAGGAGUCCUUGGCUUGUCGGCCUGCUGUAGGUUACUGAUCCUGUGAGGGGACACCGACAAGAUGCAGAGCUGGACUCAGUUAUAUCGCUCUCUGGCCACGCGGAGCCACCACCUGCCCUGCAAACUGCACGGAGCUACAGCUGUGUCGGCCCGAACCUACGCUGACAAAGCAGCAAUCGAUGCUGACGUCACAGUGGUGGGCUCCGGUCCAGGCGGCUACGUCGCUGCCAUCAAAGCCGCACAGCUCGGCUUCAAGACAGUGUGUGUUGAGAAAAAUGUCACGCUGGGUGGAACCUGUCUGAAUGUCGGCUGCAUCCCCUCAAAGGCUCUGCUGAACAACUCCUACUUGUACCACAUGGCUCACGGCAAGGACUUUGAAAGCAGAGGCAUUGAAAUUUCAGGCAUCUCGUUGAACCUGGAGAAGAUGAUGGCUCAGAAGAGCGGGGCGGUCAAAGCUCUGACCGGAGGAAUCGCACAUCUAUUCAAACAGAACAAAGUGACCCAUGUCAAUGGUUUCGGGAGGGUGACGGGUAAGAACCAGGUGACGGCCACAGUAGCAGACGGCAGCGAGCAGGUCAUCAACACUAAGAACAUCCUCAUCGCCACCGGCUCCGAGGUCACACCCUUCCCCGGGAUCCAGAUCGAUGAGGACACCAUCGUGUCGUCGACGGGAGCGCUGUCCCUGAAGAAAGUGCCAGAGGAGCUGAUUGUGAUCGGAGCCGGAGUCAUCGGAGUGGAGCUGGGGUCAGUGUGGCAGCGUCUGGGCUCUAAGGUCACAGCGGUGGAGUUCCUGGGCCACGUGGGCGGCAUGGGCAUCGACAUGGAGAUCUCCAAGAACUUCCAGCGCAUCCUGCAGAAGCAGGGCGUCAAGUUCAAGCUCAGCACCAAAGUCAUGGGAGCCACCAAACGGCCCGACGGCAAGAUCGACGUGGCAGUCGAGGCGGCGGCCGGAGGGAAGAACGAGACGCUGACGUGCGACGUGCUGCUCGUCUGUAUCGGCAGACGACCUUUCACCCAGAACCUCGGUCUGGAUUCCGUCGGCAUCGAGCUGGACAACAGGGGCCGCGUUCCCGUCAACAACCGCUUCCAGACCAAAGUGCCCAGUAUUUAUGCGAUCGGUGACGUGGUCGCCGGGCCGAUGUUGGCCCACAAGGCCGAGGACGAGGGCAUCAUCUGUGUGGAGGGCAUGGCCGGCGGCGCCGUGCACAUCGACUACAACUGCGUUCCCUCCGUCAUCUACACGCACCCCGAGGUGGCCUGGGUGGGCAAGACGGAGGAGCAGGUCAAAGAGGAGGGCGUCCCGUACAGAGUCGGCAAGUUCCCCUUCGCCGCCAACAGCCGAGCCAAGACCAACGCCGACACCGACGGCAUGGUGAAGAUCCUGAGCCACAAGGAGACGGACAGGAUGCUGGGAGCGCACAUCCUCGGAUCUGGAGCCGGAGAGAUGAUCAAUGAAGCUGCUUUGGCCAUGGAGUACGGAGCUUCCUGCGAGGACGUCGCCAGAGUCUGCCACGCCCAUCCUACGGUGUCGGAGGCCUUCAGAGAAGCGAACCUGGCCGCCUCCUUCGGCAAAGCCAUCAACUUCUGAUCCUCCAGCCGCUGUCGCACCUUCAGUGUACAUAACAGAGGAGAAACAGGAAGCCGUGUGUCUGCGUCCCAACCUCCAGCCGACCCUCUGUACAUCAGCACUGUACCACAUCUAGUUCUAAUGUUAUUUAAAUGUUGCAGUAAAAUAAAUGAAGGGGGUUUGGGCGGUAAAUAAACACUGACUGCAGAUCAGUCUUUUUUGAGUUUAAAGAUCCCACAUGAACAUAUGACGCACUUAUUUACAGAACAUAGAGAUAUACUUAUUAUCUUGGCUGCGGUUUCUCUUGUAAAGGAAGAAAGGAGUGUUUUUUGUUUUUCAGUUUUUUUACAGUGUAAAAUGAUGAAACACGACAAACCUGACGGGUAAUCAGAGCGGGAAACUGUCGCUGCUCCACGAUCCACACAUUCAACUUUUCAGAUUGAUCUUGUUUUAUUUUGUUUAACCAGGUGGGAAACCUGGACGAGACGGCGGCGAUACAAAAACAAAAUAGAUCAUUUGUGCAGGGAAAGUUUAAAACGUCUUCUCACGAGCUUCAGGCACAUCUCACUGUCUUAAAGUUAAAAUCACUUUUGAUUUUAAAUCAAAGUAUGAAAUCCUCUAAUUUAAGGGAAAAUAACUUAAUUUAAGGAAUAAAAUUAAAAGCAUAAACAUGAGCUUCCUGGUCCUCUUCCUCUCACCACAGAACAAACUAAAAAAAACAGCAUUUACCUUUUUAUAACUUAAAUCCAACACUUACUGUGACGACACUGAUUUGGUCUGAAACCGAAGCUCAGCAGCAGAUUUCUGAUUUUAACUUUUUAAAAUCGGUAUGAAUUCAUUUUGUGGCGACGAGCUGUGAAAGCUGGGAAACUGUUUCCUGCUCUGAUUACUUCACUGUGAUUGGCUCUGGCCUGCUGUUGCUUAUCUCACUAUUUAAACCAAUAAAUGCAGAAUCCAUUAAAUAAAACUUCAGUGUUUGACUUUA
Molecule: messenger RNA, 2560 nt
Organism: Seriola dumerili (greater amberjack)
Lineage: Eukaryota; Metazoa; Chordata; Actinopteri; Carangiformes; Carangidae
Gene: dldh
Product: dihydrolipoamide dehydrogenase
Exons: 14
Coding region: 70-1596 (508 amino acids)
Cellular component (GO): oxoglutarate dehydrogenase complex; mitochondrion
Molecular function (GO): flavin adenine dinucleotide binding; dihydrolipoyl dehydrogenase (NADH) activity
Source: RefSeq, a predicted model, not a curated record